AGUAUAAAGUGAUAGUGCACCAACUACUUACUUAGCUCUUUCGCGACAUGUAUAUAAUGAAAACCAAUACUACACUAGCUAGUACUAUAUAUCAACUAAUAAAACUUAACAAAAUAUAUAUUUAUAUAUAUAUAAUGAAAAAAACGAUGAAUAGAAAUAACAAUAGUCUAAUUAUUCUGAAGUUGAGUUGCAUAUGCAUAGUGGUGUUAUCAUGCAUGAGGACGCCGACGCACGCCGCGAGGUGCGUCCCGGCGGUCCUCUCGUGUGAGUCCAUGUACACCAUGGUGGGUACUUGCAUAGAAUUUCUGAAAGGCACCGGGAGUAAACCUCCAAAGCAGUGCUGCAAUGACCUCAAUCCGUCACUUAAGGCCAGCUCGUAUUCCACCCCUCAAUAAACAAUGUAAUCUCGGCCUUAAAUUCUCAAUCUCUGCCAACAUCAACUGUGAAAGGAUUUGAUAAUUAAAAUCAACAAGCUAGCAAUAUAUAGUGUGUCUGCAAUGUACUUUCAGCCAAGAUACACUACAACAAAAUAGGUAUUUAAUGGCUACAUGGAGGAGACAUUGUAGACAUUUAAUGUCUCCCCCUAGGGGAGACGUUGUUGCAAGAGUCAUCUAAAGUGGUCCUAUGAUGACUCACAUGGGGAGACUUUGUAGACAUUUAACGUCUCCCCCUGGGAGUCAUCAUAGGGUGUACGUUGUUAUACCCAGAUUUCGAGCCAUAGUAAAUAUGACCUCGAAAGCUGAGUUCGCAUUAAAUGGUCUCGUGAGGGUUAGGGUAUGCUCUAGGAUGGUAAAUCGAGCCUGCAAAGUAUGAUAUAUGAUCUCGAAUGUGGUGACCUCGAAAUGAUCUCGAUCUCGAAAGGUAGCUCUGAGAACACCCUCAUCUUCAGGAACUUCGGAGCAUGGGUCUUGAGCUCGAUGUACUAUCUCGAAAGCAAUGUUAGCUCGGGAGAUGUCAGUGGCUCGCACAAUGACAUGAAACCUGAGAUGCUGAAGCCUUGGAGAUACGCUACAACCUCCUUGAAUAUCUACAAGUAUUGUAAACAUGAGAUGUAAUCCUCAUUUAUUGAUGUAAAUCCCCAAGAAUCGUGGGAUAUUAUUUAGUCAGUUAUGCGUUUCCUGGUCUUCAGGGACGUUUCCUUUUUUAUCUGAUUAAAGGCAUUUAAAGCCAUUUAUUUUAUUCACAAAAGAGUAACUACCCAAAAUAUGUGGGAUAGUAUUCUGCAUCCUUCUCUAUAAAUAGAGAAGCCAUGCACCAUUGUAAUGGACCGAAAUUCUGAUCCUUGAGAGAAAACUCUGAACAAUUCAUGCUAAAGAAUUGUUCAGAGAUAAUCUUAAGAUUAAUAACAGAGACUCGUGGGCUAGGCAGAUUUAACUGCUGAACCACGUAAAAAACCGUGUGCUUGAUUUGUUUGUUCCGUUUGGCCAUCGUUAUUCAUUGUUUUUGUGCUCUUCUUUUAUCUGUUGAUGAAAAACGGCGUCAACAGUUUGGUGCUUUCAUUGAGAGCCUUAAGCACUCAUCCCUGAGAGAUUCAUGGCUGCAAACAAUCAGAACACUCCUGAAGAAAAUUACCCAAGGCGUCCUGGAAAACAACCAAUGGAGAACCCGGAUGCUGAUGAAAGAAGUGGGUCCUCUGAUUCCUGGGGACCACCUCCACAACCAAGGGAUGAGGACAUGUACUACAAUCCUGAACGUUAUGUUCCUAUUGUAGAACUAGAAAAUCGGCAACUGAAACAGCUGCUGGCAGAAGCCAACAAACAGAAUGAGGAGUUGACUAGGAUGGCCGCAGAGGCGUAGGUGGCUCAGCCCCCGCCUCCGCGCGAAAACCAAGUCCCUCCUCCGAGGGACGUGCAUGUUCCUCCCCGGAGGCCCCGUGGACGUCCAUGGAAAGAUGCUGCCACAAGGAGGCCGACUCAACCUCCGGCACUAGCAGAGCCAUCUACUCCUUCUAGGCCCCAGAGGAGUACCCGAGCUCGGGUCCCGCCUAAUCCACCUGUGGAAGUGCCUGCAGGAACUGAGAAUAAUCGAGCUCCUGCCGAGGCUCGGACUCAGGUUCCUGGUAGUGCACCGAAUGCGACUAACCCAUCUCGGGCAAAUUCUGGACCCUCUAGGCCGAGGCAAGGGCGGCCACCACCGUCGCCUAUACGGUUCCCUCCGUCUCCCGUAAGAUAUCCUUCACCUCCCCGUAGAAACGCUCAACCUGAUCGAAAUAAGGAUCAAGGGCGUACAGGGGAAAGACAAGAAAACAGGGAGACAUUCCGAGAGCGGAGAGGCGCACCAUCUGAGAGAAGUCAGACGUCUCGGUCUCGCACUGCGGAGACGAGGCGACGUGGGAAGAAUCCACCACGAAAUGACCGAUCAAUGAGUUUUACCAGUGACGAGUCCGGAGAGACCAGAUCCGUCAGUAAACACGACCGAGGUCGCAAAAAUACGGGAAGUCGCAAGAAUCAUCCUGACCUGCGGAAUCAUCUAAAUCAGAGCAGGGGGAAGGGAGAUCGGACAAAUCCGGACCUAAGGAAUCACCUAAAUGGGCGUAGAGAUCCCUCACGGAGACGCGAGCCUGGGAUCAUAAUCAAUGACUGUCAGUUCCAGACACCACCUAAGGACCCAGUCCAAGAAAGGAUCGAUCAGCUCGAAAAAGCCUUUAGGCUUUUAAAGAAUGAACGAGGGAAUGGUCGAUACGAGGACUCUGAUGAGGAGCUCGAGCCGUUUGCUCCUAAUAUUUCCAACACUCAGUUUCCUCAAGGGUUCUGGAUUCCUCACGUCCCAGCGUUUGAAGGAAAAACCGACCCAUGCAGCCACUUAAGUACAUUCAACACUAUUAUGAGAGCUAGUAACGUGGGUUACGAGCUCAGGUGCAUGUUGUUUCCGACAUCAUUGGCCGGACCUGCCAAGAGUUGGUUCGAGAAGUACAAGAGACACUCGAUAACUUCAUGGGAUCAGUUGUCUAGAGACUUCAAGAAGCAGUUCCGAGCUAUGAUGGGAGUCAGACCAGAGGCAUCCACUUUGACUAACGUCCGACAACAGCCGGGCGAAACACUGAAAAGCUACCUGACAAGAUUUAAUCUAGAGGUCGCCCGAGCUCGAGAUGUGGAUGACAGUGGGCACCUGAUGGCUAUCCGAGCUGGUGUGUUACCCGAAAGCGCCCUUUGGGAUGACAUGCAAGGGAAACCGGUGAGGUCAAUAAUCGAGUUUAACAGACGGGCGCAGAGAUUUGUCAAUGUAGAGGAGGCGAGGUCAACGCUCAAGGCGACCUCGCAGACCAAAACUACAACGAUAAACAUUAACUCCACCUCAACCUCGGCUGACCCAGCAGCUCCACAGCCUACCUCGGAGAAUCCCUCCAAGAGGAAAAAGAGCGAGGGAAAUAACCCCGAGGCUGAAGGAGGAAAGAAGAAGAAAGGAGAAAGGUAUUUCUCUGUAUAUAAAGUGCACACCGAGCUCAACGAGUCUCGGGAAAACAUAUACCUGGCUAAUGAAAACCAGGUCCCCUUCAGGCGUCCGGACCCAAUGAGGAAUCAAAAGUCCAAAAGGGAUUCCAGCAAAUAUUGCCGGUUCCAUAGAGACACCGGACACACAACUGAUGAGUGCCGACAGUUGAAGGAUGAGAUCGAAGGGUUGAUCUCGAGAGGUUAUUUCAGGCAGUAUGUCAAAAACCAGAGUACUGGACAGACUACUGCAAGCCAGAGAAUAGCCGCACCUUCGGCGGCACAGAAUAAUAACUCCCGAUCUCGGGAAGAAGACAGGCCCCCGCCGAUAGAUGGAGAGGACGUAAUAACCAUCUCGGGAGGUCCUCAUCUCGCAGGAGAGGGUAGAAAUGCUCAAAAGCGAUAUGUGAAUGAGCUGAAGACAGGGGACGGGUCUCCUUAUGAACCCGAACCAAGGGCACCAAAAAGCCAAAGAGUUGAAACUCAACCUAUAACCUUCACCGAGGAAGAUGCCUCUCAUGUCCAGUUCCCUCAUCAUGAUCCAUUAGUCAUCACCCUGCAGCUUGCCAACAAAAGAGUGCGCCGAGUUCUCAUAGACAAUGGGAGCUCAGUUAACAUUCUUUAUAAAGCAACACUAGAGAAAAUGGGACUCUCCCUUCGCGACCUGAAGGCUUGUGCAACCACUUUGUACGGCUUUUCUGGAGAAGGAACCGCCUGUAUGGGGUCCAUCGAACUCCUUGUGACCUCGGGAGACUAUCCAGUCUCGGUGACCAAGAUGAUGGAGUUCGUGGUAGUAGAGUUACCAUCUGCCUACAAUGUACUGCUCGGGAGACCCGCCCUGGUCGGGCUGGGGGCAGUUUCAUCUGUAAGGCAUCUAGCCCUUAAGUUCCCAACUCCGAGCGGGGUCGGAACAUUGAAAGGAGAUCAAUUGGCAGGGAGAGAGUGUUACAACAUCUCUUUGAGGGGAAAGAAACAAAUGAGCGCUCAAGCACUCGUUAUCAUACAAAAUAAGGAUGGGACGGUUUUAGAAAUUGACGAGGAAAUCGAUCCAAGGAUUGAGGAGAAAGUUGACCUCGAACCAUUGGAAGAGCUCGAAGAAGUUCAGCUCGACGAAGCUGAACCCUUGAAGAAGGUAAAGGUCGGAAAACACCUCCAAGACGAGGCAAAAUAG
This is a messenger RNA of Humulus lupulus (European hop), 4599 nucleotides long. RefSeq lists its product as uncharacterized. The transcript has 3 exons. Lineage: Eukaryota; Viridiplantae; Streptophyta; Magnoliopsida; Rosales; Cannabaceae. The record is from RefSeq and is a predicted model, not a curated record. Bases 2362 to 4599 code for a protein of 745 amino acids.